This is a messenger RNA of Clupea harengus (Atlantic herring), 966 nucleotides long. RefSeq names its product high choriolytic enzyme 1-like. Bases 1 to 966 code for a protein of 321 amino acids. Gene Ontology annotation, biological process: proteolysis. Lineage: Eukaryota; Metazoa; Chordata; Actinopteri; Clupeiformes; Clupeidae. The record is from RefSeq and is a predicted model, not a curated record. The transcript is spliced from 9 exons. Gene Ontology annotation, molecular function: zinc ion binding; metalloendopeptidase activity.
AUGGCUGUGUUCAAGUUCGCUGUGGGUCUGCUGGCCCUGCUGCUGGUGUCUGCCUGGGCUGAGGAGGUGGAGGUGAGGCAGUUUCACAGUAUAACACAUGCAACCUGUCUUCUCCUUCAUAGAUUCAUGACAGAUGAGAUUGUGGAGGACACCAAUGCUGAGCUGUCUGUGUCUGAGCUGCUGGAGAGAGCCAACAGGGACCGCACUCCUGACUUUGAUGAGCCCGAGCUGAUGGGAGACAUCGCUAUCAACUCUCCUGAUGAGAGGAACGCCGACCCCUGCACUUCCCGCGGUUGCAUGUGGGGCAAGUACAAUGACGGCAAAGUCUACGUGCCCUACGUCAUUGCCAACCACUACUCUUCCCGCGAGCUGUCUAUCAUUCAGCGUGGUCUUGACUCCUUCUCCUCCAUGUCCUGCAUCCGCUUCAAGCGCCGCUCCAACGAGAGGGACUACCUCAGCAUUGAGUCUCGUAACGGAUGUUACUCCUACGUUGGUCGUACUGGUAACGCUCAGACCGUGUCUCUGAGCCGUUCCGGCUGCUUGUACCACAACACCGUCCAGCACGAGCUGCUCCACGCUCUGGGCUUCAACCACGAGCAGACCCGCAACGACCGUGACAACUACAUCCGUGUGGUCUGGGAGAACAUCAUUACCGACAUGAAGCACAACUUCAACAAGAUCAACACCCUCAACCAGGGAACUUCCUAUGAUUACAACUCCGUCAUGCAGUACCACAAGUAUGCAUUCUCCAAGAACAACCGCCCUACAAUGGUGCCCAUCCCUAACAGCAAUGUUGAGAUUGGCAAGGCCACCCAGAUGAGCCAGAAUGACGUCAACAGGCUCAACAGGCUGUACAAGUGCUUGGACUGUCUUGGGAUGGGGUGUCCUCCUAAAACCCACUCUGUGUUUUUCUUAUCCGAACAGAAGCUCGCAGGCAUUGAUCAGGACAACAGCCAGGCUGCCUGA